AUGGCUUACAAUGUCAGCGAUAGCUUCCAGGUCAUGAUGCAGUGUAUCGAGGACCCGCUGUUCACUGAGACGUUGCGGCGCUUCGAGCGAGAGCACUGCCGUGAGUUUGAGGAGCAAGAGGAGAACAAGCUGUCCUACACCAUCAUCCACCAGCAGUACAUCCAGCUGAUCGAGAUGUGGAUCGAGGGGCGGAUGGCACAGGUCAUUGAGGGCUUCAGCAUGGAGGCCUUUCUCCCAGAGCUGAACGCCUUCCUCCAGUCGGGUGGCGCGGACAUCAAGGAUGUCCACAAGGCGGUGGAGAUCUUGAACCCAGCAUGGGACUUCCUGGUCUUCAAGGACAUGAUGUUGGAUGCCAGCAAGCGUGUCUUCUUUGCCAUUGACUUCUGA
This is a messenger RNA of Symbiodinium sp. CCMP2456, 387 nucleotides long. The record is from the annotation of a GenBank genome assembly. NCBI's taxonomy places the organism in Eukaryota, Dinophyceae, Suessiales, Symbiodiniaceae.